Messenger RNA from Nicotiana tabacum (common tobacco), 684 nucleotides. The record is from RefSeq and is a predicted model, not a curated record. Lineage: Eukaryota; Viridiplantae; Streptophyta; Magnoliopsida; Solanales; Solanaceae.
AUGCCCCCAUAUUCAGCACCACCACCGCCUCCUCGAGGUGCUCCAGCGAGGCCUUACUUAAGUACGUUGCCGGAGAGCUCUUACCGUCUACCAACUAUUCAGGGUUCCUUCGGCGGGUAUUCUGGUCAUCAAGAUUCUUCCAGUUCCUACUUCAGUGUUAUGCCAGAGAGUUUUUAUCGUCUACCAACCAUUCAGGAUAUUCCUCGAAAGCCCUUGGGUACUCAUGUCUAUGUGUCCACUCCCGUGGGCGAUUUUGUGGUUGUGGAUUGGAUCUACCAGUCCCGUGUGGUUACCUUCUGUGGUUACGAGACUAGAGCGGACCUUCUGCUACUUGACAAGAUCGACUUUAAGGUCAUACUAGGCAUGGAUUGGUUAUCUUCGUAUCACGCCAUUAUUGAUUGUCAUGCCAAGACUGUUACUUUAGCGAUGCCAAAGUUGUCGAGAUUGGAGUGGAAGGGUUAUUAUCGCCGAUUUGUGAAGGGUUUUUCGUCCAUUGCAGCACCUUUGACUAGAUUGACCCAUAAGGGUGCCCCUUUCCGUUGGUCCAAUGAGUGUGAGGCAAGCUUUCAGAAGCUCAAGACAGUUUUAACCACAACACCAGUUCUUGUAAUGCCUUCCGGUUCGGGGAUGUAUACAGUUUAUUGCGAUGCUUCGCGUGUUGGCCUGGGAUGUGUACUGAUGUAG